AAAUCAGUUAAGAGAUGUCUUUUAAUUGAAGUGCACCCAUUGACAGUGAACUUGAGAUUUAAAAGGGCUGCUGAAAGUUAAUGCACAAUAAUCACUUUAUUGUUGCCAUUAAGUUCGCUUAACGAGUCGAUUUUCAAUUGUCAAUUUGCCAAAAUUCUUAGCAGAUAUGAAGAUGAAUUGGGCUGUUGUCAGAAGCAAUUAUUUUAAGUUGCGCUACCAGAACUAUGAGAUGGACGAUGAACCGCGAACGGUUGAAUUGCACGGUGACAUAAUUCUUGACAAAUACCAUUGGCUUGAAGAAGACACCGGUCGAAGAGACACCCAGUUAUCAUAUGAGGAGUAUACACUACAGCAAUAUUUACGAUUAAAUCAAUCAAAAAAUGAUUGGGUCAAAGUUCGAAAAAUAUUUCGUGAUGCAGGCGAUCACAAACUGUUUACGGACGUACAAUAUCGCAACUGGUAUAUGUUUUAUAGCUACAUGGACUUUUCGCGUGGUAUUAACAAACCAAUUUUCUAUCGAGCAAGAUCGUUAAAGGGGCUCGAUCCGCAUAUUGUGCUCGAUUCAAAUAAGAUCUCCGGUACCGUUAUUGAACACGAAUACUCACCGAAUGGCGAAUAUUGUGCUUUUACCGUUAGCAAUGAAAUUGGUCCGAGUUUCAUUCAUGUUGUGAAUGUAGAAACCGGUGAAACUUAUGGACGAAGUAUAAUGUUUCAAAGGUUCUAUAAGAAAGUCAUUUGGAGUGAAGACAGCAAAGGAUUCUUUGUCUAUUACGACCCCAGAGGUGGUAACAAUCGCAGCAUAUUUUAUCAUCACUUAGACAAACGGAAACGCGAUAUAUUCAUUGUAUCCAUUCGAAGAGCCGAGACCCAUACAUCUUCCUUCCAGAUUAGUACUGAUUACAAAUACAUGAUUUUACGUGAGAGUUUAGUGGUGUCCGUUGCAAACAUUGAAUCGUUAGACAAGAAAAUUGAAUUCAAUUUGAUUUUCCGAAUAUUUCCGGAUGUUACUUAUAGCUAUGUGGGAAAUGAUGGAGAUGAGUUUCUGUUCUUAACAAAUCUAGAUGCUCCGAAACACAGGGUUAUUGAAGUCAACAUUAGUGCCGACAAUAGAGAGUGGGAUAGUUUUGCGGUUAUUGUUCCGGAAAACUGCGACAAACACGGUGUUUUACAAUCAGCGUACAAAUAUGGAGCGUAUUUAUUUCUGGUUUACAUCGAAAAUUUUCAGAACACCUUGUACCUAUUUUCUCUGGAAAUGAAAUGCAUUGAAUUCCGACUCGACAUAAAAGACGAACAAUUUCUAUCAACAAAAUGCGAUGCAUAUGGCUUCUACUUCGAGACAAUGUCCUACGAUUCGCUCUCCAAAAUCUACAAAAUUGAUUUCGUUCAACUGGUAAAUCGUCCCAAAAUUCAAAAUGUUUACAUAACGUUAAAGCCAAUGCUGAAGCGGAUGGCUACAGUGCCGAAUUUAAGUGGUUCGGAUUUUAGCAUUCAACACGAUUCGUUUUACAGUCUCGAUGGGUCCAAUGUUCCACUGACGGUGAUUCAAAAGAAGAACAAUGAUCCGAACAAACCGUGUCUGGUAUUCUCGUAUGGCGGCUUUAACGUUCCAAUGCUCCCUCAAUUCAAAUUGAUUUACCUUUUGUUCAUUGAGUUGUUCAAUGCUAUCGUUGUCAUCAUUUACAUCCGGGGUGGUGGUGAGCUCGGAGAUGAUUGGCGGUUAAAGGCAUCAGAAGCGGAAACAAGUUUUAACGAUCUGAUAGCUGGAGUUAACUACUUGAAAUCGAAAACAUACAAAAACGUAAUCGAUCCCAAUAAAAUUGCAUUCCUUGGCAUAUCACAUGGCGGAGUGACUGGUGCAGUUGCAAUCAACAGACGUCGUGAUUUAUUCCGUGCAGUGAUCCUUCAAAAUGCCAACGUGGACUUAAUUCAUGAUUUGCCGCUUAAAGGACGCCAUUGGGCGAAGCAGUAUGGUGAUUUGAAGAUAAAAGAGGACUACGAACACAUCAAACGAUACGCGCCGCUGUUACACAUUAACGAGCCAAAGGACUGUACUGAAGCGUAUCCGACGACUCUGAUAGUUGCGAGUAGAUUCGAUGAAAUCGUCAAUUUUGCAAACUCCUUGAAAUAUGUGGCAUUAAGGCGUACGAUUGCUGCUAAAAAUGAAUUCCAAAACGAGAAGCCAGUUUUGUUAAAGGUGAUCAACACAGGUGGCCACGCUUAUGAGUCUGCGGAAAAACGAGAGUUUUUCGAUGUAGUAAUAUCGAAACUGCGAUUCUUGGCUCAAGCGAUGGACUUGAAAUUGGAUGCACUAUAUCAGUAGAAACGAAGUUUGAGACUUUAGAACACAAGAGACUCGGUAAUUAAUUAUGCUGUUGCUGUUGCUGUCUCCUGUGAAACUGAGUAUGACCACUUUACAUUUACUAUGAGAGAAAAUAUUUUUUUGAAUAAAAAACUUAUGAAAGAUGAAUCAGGAGUUGAUGGGCAAAGAAA
Molecule: messenger RNA, 2490 nt
Organism: Bradysia coprophila
Lineage: Eukaryota; Metazoa; Arthropoda; Insecta; Diptera; Sciaridae
Product: prolyl endopeptidase-like
Biological process (GO): proteolysis
Cellular component (GO): cytosol
Molecular function (GO): serine-type endopeptidase activity; oligopeptidase activity
Source: RefSeq, a predicted model, not a curated record